Messenger RNA from Closterium sp. NIES-67, 424 nucleotides. NCBI's taxonomy places the organism in Eukaryota, Viridiplantae, Streptophyta, Zygnematophyceae, Desmidiales, Closteriaceae. The record is from the annotation of a GenBank genome assembly.
CGAAACUGGAACUAGAAAUGAAGAACGUGGGUGAGGUCGAAUGGCCUCACGUCCCUCUUUUGUAGGCAAAAGAGGGCAUGUGAAGCAGGGGCUGGCGGUGUCGCUCGAUGGAGAGCUGGUGAUGUCUGGGCGAUGGAGCGGCGGACGCGUCUUGGAUGCGUGUGGAUGCCGCAAGGAGCUGGUCCUGCGCAAUGCACGUAAGGGAUAUGGCGGAUACUGUGGCCUGAUUGUUGAGGGCAUAGACAAGGUAGAGCGCUAGAGUGGUGUCUGUGGCAGGCAGGCAGCUCAGCUUGACCUUCGUGCAAAAGGAGCGGAACUUGAGCCAAUACGGCUCGUAGGUCCUUAUGGUGGAUGGCGCGCGGACAUGACUGAUUACCCGAAGUAGCUGUGUCUGUAGUUUUGAUAAUAAGCCUGAAAUACAGAG